Molecule: messenger RNA, 1197 nt
Organism: Funneliformis geosporum
Lineage: Eukaryota; Fungi; Glomeromycota; Glomeromycetes; Glomerales; Glomeraceae
Source: the annotation of a GenBank genome assembly
AUGAAGAGGAAUAUUUUAGCCGCAGAGGAAGAGAAACAAAAGAAAGAGAUUGCCGAGGCUGAAGCGAAACAGAAGCAAGCUGAGGAAAAGAAGGAAAAGACAGCGAAGAAGAAAGCAGUUCGCAAUGAAAGAAAGAAUAUAAAAACACACGUCAAAAAUUAUAAUUAUUUUUAUCCGGACAAUCAAACACCGCCAGUGGAUAUCAUUGAUAUUCAAUUAUCAGAACUGGAUUCAUUAUUUGAAAAUCUUUCUUUGGAAGACUUACAAAACGUAAGAAAGCAGUUGGAUUCAACCGAAGAUCGUUAUAUUGCCAAGAACGUUCUAGUUAAUGAAGCUAAAAGACUUGUUAGCGCGGGAGUUUUGCCAGCAGAUUCAAUUAAACAUUUCAGUCCGGGUAUCAGUGAAGUAGUCGUUAAAGAAGUUACCCCAGUUGAAAAACCUGUUGCAAAAGAAGAACCUAAAGAACAACCAUGGAGUGUAGAAGAAAUAUCAUUUCUGGUUAAAGCUGCAAAUAAGUUUCCUGGAGGUACUGUGAAUAGGUGGGAGAAGAUAAGUGAACACGUUGCGUAUCACACAGGUUUACCAUCCAGACCUAAUGAGGAAUUAAUUAAAAAGUCAAAAGAGGUCCAGAAAGGUGCAAACGCGUUAGAAGAAGAUGUACGUAAAUUACAGCAUCAAAAGAAACAUGCCGAUGCGCGUAUUACGGAGCAUCCUUCAAUGCGCGAAGCAACUAUUAAUUAUGAUGAGCCGGUAACAACACCUGUUGAACCAAGGAAUAAAUCAAAAUCUACACAAAAAGCGGGUAAAAAUAAAUCGAAAAAAGCCACUAGUGUACAACAGUCAAUAACACCAACAUCAGAAAGUGCAGAGGUGAAAGAAACUUCUACAAAGGCAGAGGUGACUACAGUUACAAAAGAAAAGUCCGAAACGACAACCUCGGCGAAUGGAACAAAUUCUACCUCGGACGCCACCACGUCCACUUCUUCAUCAACACAAUCAGCUUCUAGUUGGACGGCAUCCCAACAAAGUCAAUUGGAACGAGCUUUACAGACCUACCCACCAAGUUGGAAGGGCGAUGGAGAUAGAUGGGACAAGAUUGCUGCAGCAGUCGAAGACAAAACAAAAAAGGCAUGCAAACUUAGAGUUAAGUAUUUGUCUGAGCAAGUCAAGGCCAAAAAAGCUGCAAUGGAUAAGUAA